AUGCUGACAGGAGACGAAGGGGAAGAAGAGGCGGCGGCGGCCGGAGCGGCCGCUCCUCCCCUCAGCCCUGCCGCCUCGCCCUCGACGGCCGAGGCCGCCCUCCUCACCCCCGCCGGGCAAGAAGAAGCCGAGGAUGAGGGGGAAGAGGAGGCGGCGGAAGAAGCCGAGGCGGAGCGGGACGCCCGGCAGCGCUACGAGGAGCUGUGCGGCAGCCUCAACAUGGACGAGCGCGCCCGGGCCGAGGCCUGGCUCAACUACCAGGGCAUGAAGCGCAACUACACCCUGGAGGGGGACAGCCUACAUUGGCUAGCGUGCUCCUUGUAUGUGGCUUGCAGAAAAGCCGUGCCAACUGUUAGCAGAGGAACCGUUGAAGGAAACUACGUAUCCUUAAUCAGAAUAUUGCGCUGCUCAGGGCAAAGUUUGAUAGAGUUUUUUAACAAGAUGAAGAAGUGGGAAGAUAUGGCAAAUCUACCCUCUCAGUUCAGAGAACGUACUGCAAGAUUAGAAAGGAACUUUACAGUUUCUGCUGUAAUUUUUAAGAAGUAUGAACCCAUUUUUCAGGAUAUCUUCAAGCACCCUCAAGAAGAUCAACCACGUCAGCAGAGAGGAAGAAAGCAAAGGAGACAACCUUGCACAGUCUCUGAGGUUUUUCAGUUUUGCUGGGUGCUGUUUGUUUAUGCAAAAGGCAAUUUUCCCAUGAUCAGUGACGACCUGGUCAAUUCCUACCAUCUUUUGUUGUGUGUCCUGGAUCUAGUAUAUGGAAAUACUCUUCAGUGCCCAAAUCGUAAGGAACUUCUGAAUCUUAGCUUUAAAGGAAUACCCGAAGACAUUCAUAGUAAAGAUUAUAAGCUGUUGUCUGAGCCUCCCUGCAUCAUUGAAAAACUCUGUUCCUUACAUGAUGGUUUGGUAUUGGACGCCAAGGGCAUCAAAGAGCAUUUUUGGAAGCCUUAUGUGAGGAAACUUUUUGAGAAAAAGAUUCUAAAGGGAAAAGAAGAAAAUCUAACUGGGUUUUUAGAUCCUGGGAAUUUUGGAGAGAGCUUCAAAGCCAUCAACAAGGCCUACGAGGAGUAUGUGUUAUCAGUGGGGAAUCUAGACGAGCGGAUAUUUCUUGGAGACGAUGCGGAUGAGGAAAUAGGAACUCUGCGGAGGUACUUGAACACAUCUUCGGGAAUGGAAACGGCAGAAAGAGUGCAAAUGAAAUACAGUCUGCAGGAGCAUUUUGAACGUACAAAAUCGUUUGGAAUAGCUACCCCUCUUACUGGCCGAAAGUAUGUAAAGGAGAGCGAUCCUUGUGUGAGCCCCAUUUCCACUGCGACGUACAGCUUGACCCGGCUUCAUACAAUGCUGACAGGGCUGAAAAAUGCCCCCAGUGAAAAUCUGGAGCAAAUUCUCAGGGCAUGUUCCAGAGAUCCUUCCUUGUCGAUCGCCAACAGAGUGAAAGAAAUGUAUGGAACUUACUGCCGGAGGACACAGCCUCAGGGAGAACCUGGCACCUUUUCCAAAGAUAUUGUUGGAAAACAUUUUCGCCUUGCAGAGGUCCUCUAUUAUAAGGUGUUAGAAUCAGUCAUUGAACAAGAGAAGAGAAGGCUAGGAGAUGUUGACUUAUCUGCAAUACUGGAGCAUGAUGUGUUUCACAGAUCUCUGCUAGCCUGCUGCCUUGAAAUAAUUAUUUACUCUUACCACUCAGCAGACAGUUUCCCGUUAAUCACCGACAUAUUUGAUGUCCCCGUCUUUCACUUUUAUAAGGUAAUAGAAAUUCUAAUUAGAGCAGAAGAUGGCCUUUGCAGAGAAGUGGUGAAGCACUUGAAUCAUAUCGAAGAGCAAAUUUUAGAAAGCCUAGCGUGGAAAGUGGAAUCCCCUCUCUGGGACAAGAUCAAGGAGAAUGAAAAUAAAGUUCCUACCUGUGAAGAGGUAAUGCCAUCUCACUAUUUCGAGAGGUCAGAUGGGAACAGCGUGUUGGGUUCUCCUUUAACUCCUAGGAGACUAAGUGAAGUUCGUGCUGAAGCUGGAGUGCUGGGAAAGGGACUUGCAUCUUCUCCAACCACGCUGUAUGAAAGAUACAGUUCUCCUGCAGGUAACCCUACCAGGAGAAGACUGUUCGUGGAUAAUGAUGCCCCCACAGACAGCACGCGGACCCCUGUGAGGGUCUCCCAGCAGCCUGUGAUCAGUACCGUGCCUGUGCAGAACGUCUCCCCAGAUACGAUUCCUGUCACUCCCGUGCCCGGGCAGACUCUAGUGACUGUGGCAACAGCAACUGUGACAGCAAAUAACGGACAGACAGUUACGAUACCAGUGCAAGGCAUCGCCAACGAGAACGGAGGGAUCACUUUCAUCCCAGUCCAGGUCAACGUUGGUGGGCAGGCUCAGCCGCUAUCCAGCUCCAUCCAGCCUCUCAGCGCACAGAGCCUCGCAGGGACCCUCAGCACUCAACAGAUGGCUGGGGCAGCCCUGCAGUUGCAGGGCCAGGUUGCUGUCCAACAGAUCGCACUUCCUGGAGACCAGCGGGCAAAGCAGCUGCCUGGCAGCAGCUGCGCAAAAUCCCGGAAGGCCGGCUCCCUCUCGCUCUUCUUUAGAAAGGUGUUCCACUUGGCGAGUGUCCGUCUGCGGGAUCUUUGCCUCAAACUGGAUAUUUCAGAUGAUCUGAGGAAGAAGAUCUGGACUUGUUUCGAGUUCUCCCUGGUUCAGCGCUCCGAACUCAUGAUGGAUCGACACUUAGACCAGCUGUUAAUGUGUGCUAUUUAUAUAAUAGCAAAGGUCACGAAAGAGGACACAUCAUUUCAGAACAUCAUGCGCUGUUAUCGGACUCAGCCACAAGCUAAGAGCCACGUGUAUCGAAGCGUCUUAAUUAAGGGCAGGCGGCGGAGGCGUUCAGGCAGCAGCGACAGUCAUCAGAACUCUCCGGCUGGAAAAAACGACCAAACAAGCAGAGACUCCAGCCCAGCGAUGAGAUCUAGCAGCACGUUACCCGUCCCCCAGCCCAGCAGUGCCCCCCCAACUCCCACGCGUCUGACCGGGGCCAACAGCGAUACCGAGGAAGAAGAGCGAGGGGACCUGAUUCAGUUUUACAAUAAUGUCUACACAGACCGAAUCGAGGACUUUGCCCGGAGGUAUUCCCCAGCCAAUGGAGGUGAAGCUCCCCCCUUGUCUCCGUACCCUUUUGUGAGAAGCGGCUCUCCACGCAAAGUACAACUGUCUCAGAACCACUUGAUUUACCUCUCCCCUCACAAAAACGAGUCUGUGCUUUCCCCACGUGAGAAAAUAUUCUACUACUUCAGCAGCAGCCCGUCCAAGAGGCUUCAAGAAAUCAACAGUAUGAUAAGAACUGGGGAGACCGUGACCAAGAAGAGGGGCAUCGUCCUGGAGGAGGGAGCCGAAUCGCCAGCCAAGCGCAUGUGCCCUGAAAACCACACCGCCCUCCUACGGCGACUGCAAGAUGUGGCCAAUGACAGAGGGGCUCAUUGACGUUGGUUACACUGAGCUGGGUUUGUUUUCUGACGCUCAGCCAGUAGGGACAGGGCUUA
Molecule: messenger RNA, 3521 nt
Organism: Euleptes europaea (tarantolino)
Lineage: Eukaryota; Metazoa; Chordata; Lepidosauria; Squamata; Sphaerodactylidae
Gene: RBL2
Product: RB transcriptional corepressor like 2
Exons: 22
Coding region: 1-3462 (1153 amino acids)
Biological process (GO): negative regulation of G1/S transition of mitotic cell cycle; regulation of transcription by RNA polymerase II; cell differentiation
Cellular component (GO): nucleus; chromatin; transcription regulator complex
Molecular function (GO): RNA polymerase II transcription regulatory region sequence-specific DNA binding
Source: RefSeq, a predicted model, not a curated record